Molecule: messenger RNA, 4049 nt
Organism: Sorex araneus (European shrew)
Lineage: Eukaryota; Metazoa; Chordata; Mammalia; Eulipotyphla; Soricidae
Product: multimerin-1-like
Exons: 9
Coding region: 408-4049 (1213 amino acids)
Molecular function (GO): protein binding; calcium ion binding; extracellular matrix constituent conferring elasticity
Source: RefSeq, a predicted model, not a curated record
AUCCUUAGAGAAGAACAAAGUGCUAAUUUCCCAGUUCAGCCCAUCCCAACAAAAUUCCAUAGUCCCUGUCAUCAAAAUGACAUUUUCUCUUCAAAAUAAGCAACACCUAAACAAGAGAGAAAAGUCACUUCAUGUUUUUCUAGUUGAUCGUUCUGAUAAUAAUUUGCCCUUCGGUCUGUCAGAGAACCUUCACUGCUCCCAUAGAUGCAUCCUACCAGAGGUCAUAGAUCACACAAAACCGACAGAAACAGGAAAUCAAACUUCCUGAGUCCACUGCAAAACAGAAACCUGUUUCCUCUACACAUCUCAAACUGGCCAAGUUCUCGCUUAGUGGACUCAGUGUGGAAGCAACUGUCAAAAGGGUUGGAAGGACUUUUGCACCUUCUACUGGGCUCCAAACCCCCGAGAUGGAGGGGGCAAGGCUACUUGUCCUGCUUUCUAGUUUGUGGAGUGGAGGUGUGGGGCUUCACAAUGCGACACAUAGUAGGAUUACAGCACCUGAGGAGGGAAACUUCCAGAAGAACAUGGCCUCAACUUCUUACACCUUGAAUCAAAGUCUCCAACCGCUGCCAACGACUCACAUCAUGGCACCUGAGGCAACCCAGACUCCUGAGGGAAGAGCUUCUGAAGACAGUCUUCUAACAUCAACUUCGCUUCCCACCAAGCCUGAAGAGCCUCCUGAAUUUAGGAGGAACCAAACUCAAACCCACCACGAGAAGACACCAGAGGUGCAGACUCCUGCCCCUCUGAGCAAAUCCAGUGUCCAGCUGACACCCAGAGCAGAGUCACUUGUCCUUUCUAAUUCGACAUUGGAAUUCCUUCAGAGUUUUGCCAGAACGUCAAGUCAACAAGCAAUCUCCCUCAACUCCACCCGGGGCCUGGGAAACCGAGCCCCCCGGCAGACAUACCUCAGCAGGGGAGACAACCCCGGAAGGCAAAGAACCAACUUUCAAAAGUCCAGUUUUGAAACGACUCGAGGAAAGAACUGGUGUGCGUAUGUACACACUCGCUUGUCUCCUACCGUGGUGCUGGAUCACCAAGUCACUCAUGUUCCAAGUGGGAAAGCACCUUGCAGCUGGGUCAGAGGUUCCUGCCCUCAGAGGUCUCAGAAGGCCUCGAGUCCUGUCUAUAAGAUGCAACAUAAAAUCGUCACCUCUCUGGAAUGGAAAUGCUGCCCCGGCUUCAGCGGCAACAACUGCCAGAUGAAAGUCCAGGAGCAGCAUCAGCUGAUACACAGCGCCCAGGCGGAGAGUCACGCAGCUGUUGGCCAGGGGACGGAGGAACAGAAGCAGCGACAGCGGGACUGCGAUGACCCAGCAGUGACACGAAAAAUAACGGAGCAGCUGAGCCACCAGGCAGUGAGACUGAGCCUUCUGCAGAAGGAGAUUGACAACAUCUCCCUGGCUGUGAGUGAGGUAAAGAAUACGCACUCCUCCCUGGAAGAAAAAAUCAACGAGGACAAAGGCGGGGAAUUUCAGCAUUUUCUGAAAGGUCUAAAAUCCAAAAGUCUUAAUGAUCUAGUAAGAGACAUAGUGAGAGAACAAUUCCAAACUUUUCAAACUGACACACAAGAGACUGUGGCACAGCUCUUCAAAACUGUUUCAUGGUUAUCAGAAGAACUUGAAAGCACCAGGCAAACAAUUCGACAAGUUAAUGAAUCUGUGGUUUCCAUAGCAGUUCAGCAAAAGGCUCUAAUAAUGCAAGAAAAUAAACCCAUUUUAACCGAUAUACUAGAUUUAAAGAAAAAUGUUGUGAAUAUAAGACAAGAAAUGAAUUUUACCUGUGAGAAGCCUAUUAAAGAACUAGAAGCAAAACAGAUGCAUUUAGAAAAUGCUCUAGAACAGGAACAUUUACGGAGCAUUUUUUAUCAUGAAUCCUUCAAUAAGACGCUGUCUGACAUGAAGGAGGGUUAUGGUCAUCUUUCACCAACUGAACAAAUGUCAGAGCAGAAGAGUGUUCUGGGAACAGAAUCAGUUGGCGAUGGUGUUUCUGAGGACUUGUCUACUCUACAUGAGAAGAUACAGAGGCAGGACUUGAGGAUGUCACAAUUGUUUGAUGAUUUACAGGUCCAAGACAGCAAGAUUGACAACCUCACCAUCUCUUUGGAGAUGAAGAAAGAAUCCGUCAGGAGCGAAUGGGAAAACAUGCUAUCCAAGCACAGAAGUGAUUUGGAAAUGCAAAUUAGGGAAGCAGAAGACAAUGUGCAAAUUUUAAACCAAACUUUGGUUGAGGUUGUCUUCCCGAUGGACAAGAAGAUGGAUAAAAUGAAAGAGCAAAUAAAUGAUUUGAUUUAUGAUAUGGAGAUUCUUCAACCUCUUCUUGAGGAAGGACCAUCUCUUAAACAAAGAAUAACAAACGGACAAUCCAAAGAAGAUGUAGUUACAAAGAAAAAGUUGGACAAUCUGACUGGUGCUGUGAAUACUCUAAAUUUUCUUCUCAAAGAACUUACAAAAAACCACAACUUGCUUAGAAGUGAAGUACAGAGUCGAAGUUAUUCCUUAGACAGACGUAUCGAUGAAUAUGCCUCAGAAAUGGAAGAUGGUCUGAAUAAAACAAUGACAAUUAUAAAUAAUGCUAUUGAUUUCAUUCAAGAUAACUAUGUGUUAAAAGAGACUUUCAGUACAAUAGAGAUUAAUUCUGGGGUUCAUCAUGAUUGUAACCAAAAUAUGAAAACUAUUUUGACAUUUAUUUCUCAAUUCCAGCAUCUGAAUGAUUCUAUUGAGAUUUUGAUCAAUGAUAAUCAACGGUACAGCUUCGUCUUGCAAGUGGCCAAAGCCCUUGCAGAUAUUCCUAAAGAGGAGAAACUAGGUGGGUUCAGUUUUCAAAAGAUUCAUCAAAUGUUGAAUGAAACGACUUCCCAGGUGAUAAAAUAUCAGCAAAAUGUGAGUCAUUUGGAGGAAAUAGUACACUCAGCCUCAAAGAACUCAACAAAGUUUGAAACGAGAUUACAAGACAUUGAGUCUAAGCUGACGAAAAUGCUCAUACCUUAUUAUGUUUCGCUGAAAAAAGGCGGUGAGGCUACAAAAGAGAAAGACCAGGCUCUUCAGCUGCAGGUGUUAAGUUCCAGAUUUAAGGCACUGGAAGCGAAAUCCAUUUAUCUUUCAAUGAAUCUCUCUUUGCUUAACAAAACCGUCCACGAAACUCUGAUGAUGUGCCAUGAUGUUUCUGCACAGACAUCAGAACUGAAUGCUACCAUCCCUAAGUGGAUAAAAGGCUCCCUAACAGACAUCCAACUUUUCCAGAAAGAUAUGAGGGAAUUUGUGGAAUCAAUCAUUGAAAUGAAAACUCAAGUUGUUCUAUCUAACUUAACUUGGUAUGUAAAUCGAUCAUUGUCUAGCGGCCUCGCCAACCCUGUCAAGUUCCAAAAGCAAUUCAAACCGUUCAUGAAGAAACCAAAUACGCUGAAGAAACCAACGGCGAAUUUUACUAACAUCUUAACUGGUCGGGCUCAAAGGAACACAAAUGACAUUCAAUUUCCUGAGAAAUAUCCCGACUGCAGCGGGUCCCCGUGUCGGAACGGAGGCACGUGCGUGGACGGCAGGAGCAGCUUCACCUGCGCGUGCCGACACCCCUUCACGGGCGCGCGCUGCUCGGUGCGCCUGGGCCAGGAGGACGCGCCCGCGCCAGAUUUUUCCAAAGGAUCUUACAGAUACGCGCCCAUGGUGGCGUUUUUUGCAUCUCACACGUAUGGAAUGACGACUCCUGGUCCGAUCCUGUUUAAUAACUUAGAUGUCAAUUAUGGAGCUUCCUACACCCCGAGAACUGGAAAAUUCAGAGUUCCUUACCUUGGGGUGUAUGUUUUUAAGUACACCAUUGAGUCGUUCAGCGCUCACGUCUCUGGGUUCCUCGUGGUUGAUGGAGUAGACAAGCUCACAUUUGAGUCUGAAAAUAUUAACAGUGACACGCACUGUGAUCGGGUUUUGACUGGAGAUGCCUUGUUAGAAUUAAAUUACGGGCAGGAAGUGUGGCUGAGACUUGUGAAAGGAACAAUUCCAGCCAAAUUCCCCCCUGUUACUACAUUCAGUGGUUAUUUGUUAUAUCGUACAUAA